UCUCUUUCUCUCUCUAAGCUUCAACAAAAUUAGGUUUCUUUCGUUCUUAUAUUCAAUAAUUUCUCUUUUCCCCCCUUUCAACUUGGUUUAUUUUUUGCUGAUUAAAUGGCUUGUUUGAUUCGCUGUAACUAUUUGAGUUAUAUUUGCAAUUGUGUGUAACCGAGGCAUUUUAGAUCAAGUAUGACAUAAGUUUUCUCAUGUAUGAAAGUUAUUGAAUGAACCAAGGAACUCAAAAUGAAUGCUUCUGUUAUUUAUGGAAGUAAUAAGACUUACAAUACGAUUGGCCAUGCUUGUGUUCUAAUGAGGAAGGAGCUUGAGCAGUAUAUGGAUUAUGAUGUUGGAUCCUAUUGCAAGGAUGAUUGGAAUUUAGCCCAAAAGCUAAUAUUGGGUGGGUGUGAUCCACUGCCUAGAAGGAGAUGUUUGAAUCGAGCAUCUAGAGUGUAUCAAAAGCCACUUCCGAUAAAUGAAUCUCUUUGGCAAUUACCAGAUGAUAGAAAUGUGUGGUGGAACAAUUAUCGGUGCAGGAACUUCAAAUGUCUUGAGAGAAAGAAUCCACAAAAGGGAUUUACCAAGUGUUCAGGAUGCUUUGAAAUGUUAAAGGAGAAGGUUGAACUACUUAUCUUCUGCAUCAGUUACACCAGAUGAAAUAGUCAAUAAAGAUGCUGAUCAGUGAGCGAAACUGCUGCGUUUUGGGGUCACAAUGCUGAUCAGUGAGCGAAACUAGUGACAACAAAACACUGUUAAGUCAGGCUCGGCCACCUGCGUCGCUGCGCAGAAUUCUGAACCGAUCAUCGUCUUGGUCCGUGUCAUUGUCACCUUCAUUCAAUUCCAUGGUCUUAAACAUCCAUGACAAGUUUCGCUGCCCGAUAAUUGCAUUUUUUGUAAAUUUGGAGAUGAGACAGUUAAAUUUUUUGUAAAUUGUAAUUACAUUUUUUGUAAAUUUGGAGAUGGACUAUGAUAAUAUCAAUCAAGUUCCUAACUAUU
Messenger RNA from Asparagus officinalis (garden asparagus), 984 nucleotides. RefSeq lists its product as uncharacterized. The transcript has 2 exons. NCBI's taxonomy places the organism in Eukaryota, Viridiplantae, Streptophyta, Magnoliopsida, Asparagales, Asparagaceae. Bases 235 to 645 code for a protein of 136 amino acids. The record is from RefSeq and is a predicted model, not a curated record.